UCCUAGCUUUCUUCAUUUGUACAGGACAAUUUAUUAAAGGACGGCUCGCCUGUUAGAGAUGAGAAAGGUGGCUUGUUGGGGGUGCCAUGGAAAGAUUUCUCUAGAAGUGGUUUUAGUUUUGGGAGAGUGGGUACUUCCCAAGGAUCGAUCAUGGAAGCUGAUAAAUAUGGGCGAACUCGAGAAAACAAGUAUGUCUCUAGAAAAAGUUCAUUUGAUGAAGCAUCUGAAGAAGAAGAAGACGAUGAUGAAAUUCGGUAUCUUCAAAAGCUCAAAACUUCCCGAAUGUCAGCUUCUCAUAAUACAGAGCAUGGAGUCGAACCAAGGAGCCAGAAACUUAGGAGGAUUUCUGGGGUAAUGGAUAGAGACCUUGAUGGGUAUGAUGUAGGUGUUAGAGACUAUAAUAUUUCGAGUUCAGGCAAAGAGAGUAAGAAACCCAGACCAGAUAGAAUAUCCGAAGACACUGACUAUGCAGAAGAUGAAGAGUCGGUAUCUGAUGGUGAGCUAGAAACCAAGAAUAAGAAACAAUUAAAGGAGUCAUUUGAAGUCUCGGUAUCCUCUAAGGGGGAAAGGGCAAUAACUACACGCCGGCAGGCCCUUCAAAAGGGUAGAGACAUCUCCAUGAGUUCGGAUGCGAAUUUUAUUGAGUUUCCAAACGGGUUACCUCCCGCCCCUCCAAGAAAGCAAAAGGAGAAACUUUCUGAAAUGGAACAUCAACUUAAAAGAGCUGAGGCUGCUCAAAGGCGUAGGAUUCAAAAUGAGAAGGCUGCUCGUGAGUCUGAGGCCGAAGCAAUUAGGAAAAUCCUGGGUCAAGAUUCCAGUAGAAAACGACGAGAAGAGAAAAUUAAGAAACGGAAAGAGCAGUUAGCACAGGAGAGGGCUGCCAAUGCUACUGUUGCAUCAAAUGUUGUUAGAUGGGUCAUGGGUCCUUCAGGGACAACUGUGACAUUUCCCGACGAUAUUGGCCUCCCAAGUAUAUUUGAAUCCAAGCAUUCCAGUUAUCCUCCCCCACGCGAGAAAUGUGCUGGUCCUUCGUGUACAAAUGCAUACAAGUAUCGAGAUUCUGAGUCGAACCUCCCUCUUUGCAGCCUUCAGUGCUACAAGGCAAUACACGAGAAGACACGACCUCUGUCUGCUUGUCGAGUUCUUGUUUCUGGGGUAAUGGAUAGAGACCUUGAUGGGUAUGAUGUAGGUGUUAGAGACUAUAAUAUUUCGAGUUCAGGCAAAGAGAGUAAGAAACCCAGACCAGAUAGAAUAUCCGAAGACACUGACUAUGCAGAAGAUGAAGAGUCGGUAUCUGAUGGUGAGCUAGAAACCAAGAAUAAGAAACAAUUAAAGGAGUCAUUUGAAGUCUCGGUAUCCUCUAAGGGGGAAAGGGCAAUAACUACACGCCGGCAGGCCCUUCAAAAGGGUAGAGACAUCUCCAUGAGUUUGGAUGCGAAUUUUAUUGAGUUUCCAAACGGGUUACCUCCCGCCCCUCCAAGAAAGCAAAAGGAGAAACUUUCUGAAAUGGAACAUCAACUUAAAAGAGCUGAGGCUGCUCAAAGGCGUAGGAUUCAAAAUGAGAAGGCUGCUCGUGAGUCUGAGGCCGAAGCAAUUAGGAAAAUCCUGGGUCAAGAUUCCAGUAGAAAACGACGAGAAGAGAAAAUUAAGAAACGGAAAGAGCAGUUAGCACAGGAGAGGGCUGCCAAUGCUACUGUUGCAUCAAAUGUUGUUAGAUGGGUCAUGGGUCCUUCAGGGACAACUGUGACAUUUCCCGACGAUAUUGGCCUCCCAAGUAUAUUUGAAUCCAAGCAUUCCAGUUAUCCUCCCCCACGCGAGAAAUGUGCUGGUCCUUCGUGUACAAAUGCAUACAAGUAUCGAGAUUCUGAGUCGAACCUCCCUCUUUGCAGCCUUCAGUGCUACAAGGCAAUACACGAGAAGACACGACCUCUGUCUGCUUGUUGAUUUUCUCCUGAUUCUAAUACGAGCACCUGCAGCGAGUUCUUGUUGGCCUUGGUGUGUAAAAGGUCAAUGGAUGAGACAUGUUUUUACUAUGUAAUAAUGCUUUUUUAAUGUAGCAGUAGCAGUAGCAGGGACUCAAGACCAAGAUUUCAUAUUUAGACAAAGCAUAGUGGAAAUAUAGCAGUUUAAACCGUGAAUUGGAUAUUUCUACCUAAGCAUAUGUAAAUUAUAUGGUCUAAAAAUGGGUUUGUGGAUCUUUCCUGUUACUUUUGAAAAAUUCUUAUGUUGAAUCA
Olea europaea var. sylvestris is the source of this 2234-nucleotide messenger RNA. Its product is annotated as micronuclear linker histone polyprotein-like. Gene Ontology annotation, biological process: chromatin remodeling. Lineage: Eukaryota; Viridiplantae; Streptophyta; Magnoliopsida; Lamiales; Oleaceae. The transcript has 10 exons. Bases 151 to 1944 code for a protein of 597 amino acids. The record is from RefSeq and is a predicted model, not a curated record. Gene Ontology annotation, cellular component: Ino80 complex.